UAUGCAUUUCCCCGUUUUUAGUUCGCCGCAGCUCUUGUCGUUUUGAUUGAUUACAAUUUCAUACAAAAACAAAUCCCAAAUUGAGAAGAUUCCGUUGCCGUAAUGUCAAAUCCAAAUCAUAUUCAUAUUCUUCGUGUUCUUCUUCUCGCCCCUGCAUUGAUGGCUAGCAUUGUGAAUUCAAUGCGGUUCGAGCUGAAAUCCGGUCAAUCCAAGUGCAUUUCCGAGGAUUUGAAGAGUAACGUCAUCACCGUCGGUAAUUACUACGUUCUUAAUCCCAACAACGAUGGAUUCCCCAUUCCUGAUUCUCACAAGAUCACUGUGAGGGUGCGUUCACCUUAUGGGAACGAUUUUCACUAUGGGGAUAGUGUGCAUUCCGGUAAUUUUGCAUUUACUGCAGCUGAGGCUGGUGAUUACACUGCUUGUUUUUCGGUGCCAUCCAAUCUCAACCUUGCGGUAACUGUUCUCGUUGAUUUUGUUUGGAAAAAUGGGUUUGCUGCGAAGGACUGGUCUAAGGUUGUCAAGAAGGGGCAUAUUGAAGUAAUGGAAUUGGAGUUACAGAAGUUGAAUGAUAUUGCCUCAUCUAUCCACGACGAGAUCUUUUAUCUUCGUGAAAGGGAGGUAGAGAUGCAAGAUCUUAACGACGAGACCAACACCAAGAUGUUUACCUUCACUUUGGUUUCUAUUUUGGUUUGCUUGUCUGUGGCUGGUUUGCAACUAUGGCAUUUGAAGUCAUUCUUUGAGAAGAAGAAGCUAAUCUAAGAUGGAUUUUUUUCUUUUUGGUUAGCUUGGUUCUUUUUCUAAAUUGACUGGUUGUUCCUAAUGUAUCCAUAUACCUGAUUUAGAUUAUGUUUCUUUUAUAAUUUAUAUUGAUAAUAAAUAGUUGCAGCCAAUUUUUAUUUUGUUGAUGGGAUGUAACAAUGAAUUAGUCUAUUUCAGAUUUUAUUUUUCUGGAUUUUUUUUAAGGUUUCAGUGAGCCAUA
Molecule: messenger RNA, 979 nt
Organism: Glycine soja
Lineage: Eukaryota; Viridiplantae; Streptophyta; Magnoliopsida; Fabales; Fabaceae
Product: transmembrane emp24 domain-containing protein p24delta9-like
Exons: 4
Coding region: 103-759 (218 amino acids)
Biological process (GO): endoplasmic reticulum to Golgi vesicle-mediated transport; Golgi organization; intracellular protein transport
Cellular component (GO): Golgi apparatus; COPII-coated ER to Golgi transport vesicle; endoplasmic reticulum
Source: RefSeq, a predicted model, not a curated record